Messenger RNA from Vittaforma corneae ATCC 50505, 666 nucleotides. RefSeq lists its product as uncharacterized. The record is from RefSeq and is a predicted model, not a curated record. The transcript has a single exon. NCBI's taxonomy places the organism in Eukaryota, Fungi, Microsporidia, Nosematidae. The coding region runs from base 1 to 666 and encodes 221 amino acids.
AUGUAUUGCUUUUGUUUCAUUGUAUUUAAGCCUACUUCUCCUAUUCCUUCAUUUCCCCUUUGUUCUUUUUUUGGGAAUUCUCACUUCACCCUUAUGGCUGAAUACAGGACAUUUUUCAUUGGCCUGGAAUUGAUUCUCAAUGCCUUAUUUCCUACGCUUUUAUUGUCAAAUGAUCUGUGGAUUCUCGUGCCCUACGCUUGCUCUAUCCUUUUUCCAGCUAGCGUUCUCUUGUAUAUUUACUUCAAAAAGAGGCUGUACUUCAAAAAAUACCUUUGUAGAGCUUAUGUUCCAAGUCUAAAAUUAAUAGUCUUUACGCAAUCUAUUAAUUUUAUUAUACUGUUUACCAUGUAUUAUUUUAUAAUCCUUGUGCCUGGCAUAUUUUCCUUCAAUGCUCUAUGGGCAGUUAGCCAUCUUAUGAUUUCUGCUGGAAUAUACUUUUUGCUACUAUUCCAAAAGGAAAGGAAUAGAGCUGUGAUUGCAUACACACGGCAUCAAUACAAGCUUGGAAUUAUUGCCAGAGACAUUGGUGGUGAAAAUGGAUUGAAAAAGGGACAGCCAGUAGAGAUUAUUGAAGAAAUACCAGGUGGAUAUGUUGUUAAAGAUAGUUCUAAGCAUGAUUAUCAAGUAAAAACUGAGGACAUUGAAUCAAUCAUUGAUGUUGUUUAG